Vigna angularis (adzuki bean) is the source of this 936-nucleotide messenger RNA. RefSeq lists its product as uncharacterized. The record is from RefSeq and is a predicted model, not a curated record. NCBI's taxonomy places the organism in Eukaryota, Viridiplantae, Streptophyta, Magnoliopsida, Fabales, Fabaceae. Bases 327 to 878 code for a protein of 183 amino acids. Gene Ontology annotation, cellular component: glycosylphosphatidylinositol-N-acetylglucosaminyltransferase (GPI-GnT) complex. The transcript has 7 exons. Gene Ontology annotation, biological process: GPI anchor biosynthetic process.
UUAUGUCAUGUUUGUGUUGAACAUCGAAACACUCUGUACAAAGCUUUCUCCGUUGUUUUGCUUCCUGGAGAGCAUAUCAAAAGGAACUUUUGCGUUGUCAUUGUUGCCAACAUGGCGUAAAUCCAAAGCAUUGGAAGAACUUAAUGGCCUUAUGAAGACUGUAGGAGUAAGCUCCUGUUAAGUCACAUUGUCUCUAUAACAAAAUUAUUCUGGAAACAAUGGUUAUCUUCCUGUGCGCUGCUGGAGCUAGCUGCUCCUCACUGCUGUUUGGAAUUGAUAACCAUGGGUGCUGAGUAUAGAAAAGAAAAAUUGUUUUUCUUGUCAGGAUGAUCGAAUUCUCAAAAAGCAAUGUCAGAUAUACUUAUGUCCAUGAUCAGAAAUAUUCCUCUGAAGUUGUUGACAUACACCAUAUAAUUUCGAGGAGGAGUAAUGCAAAAUAUUUUUUUGUGUAUACCACAACACUUCUUGUAUUAGCAUGUGCCUUGUAUCUGUAUGCUUAUAAGGAAAAAUCAAUUAGUCUUGUGUAUUGCAGCUUUCUUUUUGACAUAUUUCUUGUGAAGUCAUUACUUGGAAACCCAAUUAAGAAAGAAUCUGUUGUGAUUAUGCCCGCUUUUGGAGUACAGCUUGAGACUCAUUAUGUGAGUGGAAAAGUCAUCCGAUACUUCGUUCCCAUUGACAAGAUUCUGAAACCUGUUCUAAUAGAAUGUGUGACUCCAGUGACUUGUUAUUGGACUCUUUCAUUGAUUAUUCGUGGAGAAUCAGAAAUGGUGUUAGUUUUCAAGAACUUACGCCCUCCAGUGAAAAUAUUGGUCCAUGUGUGGAAGGCCCUGUGUGCUGCAACUGGUAGUAAUGAAGAGACUUGUGCUCAUGCAGAAUGAAUAAUUGACUGCAAUGCUUUUCAUACUAUACCCAUCAGUUUAGGCUGUGUUUGAAUGA